Molecule: messenger RNA, 1254 nt
Organism: Aethina tumida (small hive beetle)
Lineage: Eukaryota; Metazoa; Arthropoda; Insecta; Coleoptera; Nitidulidae
Exons: 6
Coding region: 143-1039 (298 amino acids)
Source: RefSeq, a predicted model, not a curated record
CACACAAGCUGGGUUAGUGGCGCGCUUUUAUUUUUAAAUAGAAACCGCUUCGUCCCGACCUAACUAACACCUAUCUGUUUAUGUGCCGUUGUUAACGUUCAGUUUUUAUUAUUGUACUUAAUUUGUGAAGAACUUUUCGAAAAUGGAUACUGUUGGAUAUUUAUUAUUGUUGAGCAGUUUCUCCAUUGUUUCAGUGUAUGGCAACCUAGUAAUAAAAGAAAUAAAAGGUCCAAAUUCAAUAGAGAAUGGAGCGGAGGAUGUGGCAAUCUUAGAUUGUGAUUUCGAAGCAUCAAACAAUGAAAAUAAUAUAGUGUUGAAAUGGUUCUACAACGGUGAUCUCGAACAAAUCUUCCAAUGGAUUCCACCCCGUCCGACGGUGUCCAGAAUUGGAAAAUUCAAAGACAACAUAGAUGCACAUUAUAACGUCACCAAUGACAAAAACACCAUGUACAGAGCUCUAAAGUUGGACAACAUACAACCUAACAUGUCUGGAAAUUACACUUGUAAAGUCAGUAGUGAUCAAAGCGAAGUCCAAAUGACAAAACAGCUUAUAAUCUAUGAACCUGCUAAAUCAGGAUUGGAAAUGGCAAUCUUUCCAAAUGACUCAACAGUUACAUGUACCGCAAAUGGAGUGUUUCCUAAGCCAGAAAUUAAUAUAUCUGUAAUAGGAAAUACAACCCUUAACGUGGAUGAAAAGGAAUUGAUAUCACAAGACGACGACACAUUUAAUAUUACAAAAGUGUUAAUAUAUGACAACUCCACAAUCAAGGAAAAUGUAAUGUUUGUGUGCAACAUGACAAUUCCUGGAACAGAAUAUUCAACCGCCAAAUAUCUGGAGCAUUCAAUAGAAGAAGAACCUGAAGAACAAAUCAAAGAAUCUGAUAUUGUAGAAGAUUUUUAUUACACUGAGAGUAUCACCCUCUUUAACGCAUCUGGGAACAACUCAAGUCAAGAUAAUUCAGCGGUACCCAAAUUACCAGGAUUCUCAACAGGAUUUGUUUUAUUAUUCGUAAGUUUAGUUUUCUUACUUGUAAAAUGAUAUAAAAAUUUGUUUAUUCUUAACCAAUUGCUUGUGAUACUACUACCAAAUGAACUGUACAAUAUGUAAAUUUGUAAUAUAAUAUGUAAUUAUGUAAUUUUAUUACCAAAGCAAAAAAUGUAAUUUAGGACGUUACACAUACGCUUUGAGUUACAUCUGUUAUUUAUUUUUUGUAAUAACUAGUCUUAUUGAUAAAUAUAUUUAUUUUAAGCUGA